AUGCUUUACUUGAGCUGGGUAUUUCUUUGGCUUAUCGCAGGAGGGAAAAUUAAAGGAUUUAACACUUCAGAUUGCUCCACUGGAAAGCUUCUUAGGACAUACUCUGCCAGGUGUGGGGAGGAGUUUGUCUUAUUUUGUGAUUUUCCAGAGCCACAGAAAUCCCAUUUCUACCACAGAAGUCAACUCUCACCAACACAAAGCUCUGAACACCUGCCCUGCAGUGGUAGUAAGAACCUAUCUGAUGUCCAAUGGUACCUACAACCUCCAAACAGAGAUCCACUAGUAGAAAUUACACAAAACUAUCCUCACGUGAUCCAGGACAAGAGCACCCUUCAUUUCUUGACCACAGAGAUGAAUCAUGCUGGGUCAUACAUCUGUAGACCUAGGAUUAGGAGCCCCAAGGAUGAGGCCUGUUGUGUCAAGAUGAUCUUAGAAGUUAAACCCAAGACAAAUAUGUCCUGUGGGAGCUCCAUACCACAUGAACAACUCCUUCUUCUUGGUAGCAUGGACUCCAUUUAUUGCCCUGGUCUCAGCCACCAAAGUGAUACACAAAGUCCAGAGGUGACCUGGUACCAGAAUGGAAAACUACUCUCUGAAAAAAGGAGCAACCCUAUUAAAGUGGAUGACGUUUACGACCAUCACCAGGGCACAUACGUGUGUGAUCACACUCAAUCAGAUAAUUCAAGUUCAUGGACAGUCAGAGCUGUUGUUCGAGUGAAAACCAUCGUGAAGAACACGAAUCUCAAACCAGAUAUUCUGGAUCCCAUCAAGGACACCCUGGAAGUAGAACUUGGAAAGCCUUUAACUCUUAACUGCACGGCCCGAUUUGGCUUCGAAAUAAACUUUAAGCCUGUGAUACGAUGGUACGUCAAAGAUUCUGACCAGGAGUGGGAAGUCCCAACACCUGAGGGGAGAAGUGUUAAAUCCACCUUAAAGAAUGAAGUCAUCGAGCGUGUUGUCUUCCUGAAAGAAGUUACUCAGAGCGAUCUUCACAGGAAGUUCAUUUGCUUUGCCCAGAACUCCAUUGGGAACACUACCCAGUCCAUCCAACUGAAAGAAAAGAAGGGAGUGGUGUUCCUCUACAUCCUCCUUGGCACCGUCAUGGCCCUGGCAGGUGUGCUGACCACAGGUGCGCUCUUCUACAUGUACUGGAUUGAAAUAGUGCUGCUGUACCGAACCUACCAAAACAAGGAUGAGACCCUCGGGGAUAAAAAGGAGUUCGAUGCUUUCAUAUCCUAUGGGAAAUGGAGCUCUCUUGAGAGUGAGGCCACUUCAUCUCUGAGUGAGGAAAACUUGGCUCUGAGUCUAUUCCCUGAAGUUUUGGAAAACAAAUAUGGAUACACCUUGUGUUUGCUUGAAAGAGACGUGGCCCCAGGAGGAGUGUAUGCAGAAGACAUUGUGAGCAUUAUUAAGAAAAGUAGAAGAGGAAUAUUUAUCUUGAGCCCCAGCUACGUCAGCGGACCCAGUGUCUUUGAACUACAAGCAGCAGUGAACAUUGCCUUGGAGGAUCAAACACUGAAACUGAUUUUAAUUAAGUUCUCUUCCUUCCAAGAGCCGGAGUCUCUACCUCAUCUAGUGAAAAAAGCUCUCAGGGUUUUGCCCACUGUCACCUGGAGAGGCUUCAAAUCAGUUCCUCCCAAUUCCAGAUUCUGGACCCAAAUACGCUACCACAUGCCUGUGAAAAGCUCUAAAGGAUUCACGUGGAAUCAUCUCAGAAUUAUCCCAAGGAUUUUUUCUCUAGAAAAGACUCAGUAA
Molecule: messenger RNA, 1755 nt
Organism: Globicephala melas (long-finned pilot whale)
Lineage: Eukaryota; Metazoa; Chordata; Mammalia; Artiodactyla; Delphinidae
Gene: IL18RAP
Product: interleukin 18 receptor accessory protein
Biological process (GO): interleukin-18-mediated signaling pathway
Molecular function (GO): interleukin-18 receptor activity
Source: RefSeq, a predicted model, not a curated record